This is a messenger RNA of Serinus canaria (Common canary), 1125 nucleotides long. RefSeq names its product MARCKS like 1 (gene MARCKSL1). NCBI's taxonomy places the organism in Eukaryota, Metazoa, Chordata, Aves, Passeriformes, Fringillidae. Gene Ontology annotation, molecular function: calmodulin binding; actin filament binding. The record is from RefSeq and is a predicted model, not a curated record. Bases 50 to 655 code for a protein of 201 amino acids. Gene Ontology annotation, biological process: central nervous system development; actin filament organization. The transcript has 2 exons. Gene Ontology annotation, cellular component: plasma membrane; cytoplasm.
CCCAGCGCAGCCGCCGCGGCGGGGCCGGCACCUCCCCAAGUGCCGCACCAUGGGCAGCCAGGGCUCCAAGGCGGCGGGCGGCGACCCCGACACCGCCAAGGCCAACGGGCAGGAGAACGGCCAUGUGAUCUCCAACGGGGACAUGACGCCCAAGGCGGGGGUCGAGGGGACCCCCCAGAACGGGAACGGCUCGGCGGAACCCCCCAAGGAGGAGAGCGAGGGCGAAGCGGGCGGUGCCGACGGCAUCGAGCCCGCCCCGGCCGCCGCCGAGCCCGCCGAGCCCAAAGGCGAAGGGGCCGCGACCCCCAAGGACGCCCCCAAGAAGAAGAAGAAAUUCUCCUUCAAGAAACCCUUCAAGCUGAGCGGGAUCUCCUUCCGCAAGAACAAGAAGGAAGCCGGGGACUCCUCGGGCUCCUCGCCCACCGAGGAGCAGGGCAGGAGCGAGGAGACCCCGCCGGGGGGGCUGCAGCCCUCGGCUCCCCCCGAGGAGGGCGGCGAGACCCAGGAUGGAGGAGAAGCCUCGGGCAGCCAGGAGGAGGAGAAACAGCAGCAGCAGGGAGGGGAGAACCACGGAGACACCGCCAAAGCCGAGGAGCCCUCGAAAACCGCGGGGCCGGAGCCCACAGCGAGCCCGGCGGAGCAGAAGGAAGAGUAGAGAGCGCUCGGGCAUCGUCCUCAGCGGGGACUCUGACAGCGCCCUCGACCCUCCCCGGGCCCGCCCGGAUCGCCCUCGACCCUCCCCGGGCCCGCCCGGAUCGCCCUCGACCCUUCCCGGGCCCGCCCGGAUCGCCCUCCCCGGGGGCUCCCCCACCGCCCUCCGUCCUCCCCGGGGGCUCCCCCACCACCCUCGACCCUCCCCGAGCAGCCCGGAUCCCCGGAUCGCCCUCCCCGGGGCUCUCCCGCCGCCCCCCGGACUCGCCCCGGAGCCUCCCGCACCCCCGGACUGACCGCACGCCCCGCACCCCCCGCAGGUUUUUUUUUUCCUCUCUCUCUUUUUCUCUCUCUCCUCGUUCCUGGUAGAAAAAGCCGGUUUGGAUUCCCACCGCCGCCACUUGGAGUAGUUUGAGCUGAAUUCAUUGGGAAAAUGGAAAAAAAUUAAAAAAAAAAAAAAAAGAAAAAAAAAAA